Molecule: messenger RNA, 513 nt
Organism: Quercus robur (English oak)
Lineage: Eukaryota; Viridiplantae; Streptophyta; Magnoliopsida; Fagales; Fagaceae
Exons: 2
Coding region: 1-513 (170 amino acids)
Biological process (GO): DNA integration
Molecular function (GO): nucleic acid binding
Source: RefSeq, a predicted model, not a curated record
AUGGACGUAUUUGCGUGGGACGCCUACGAGGCCCCAAGGGUUGAUUCGAGCUUCAUCUACCACCAUCUAAAUGUUAACCCAUCCGUUACUCCCAAGAAGCAACCACCUCGGCGCCUGUCAAAGGAACAUGCUAACGCUAUUAGGGACGAGUGGGGCUUGGAUAUCGUCGGGUCCUUUCUUAAGGCAGCAGGGAACAAAAGGUAUCUGCUUGUCGGCACUGACUACUUUACUAAAUGGGUUGAAGCUGAACCUUUAGCGAACAUCAGAGAUGUGGAUGCCAAAAAGUUCAUCUGGAAAAACAUUGUUACCCGAUUGGGGGUCCCUCACUCCCUCAUCUCGGACAAUGGUGUUCAGUUCGAUAGUAAGGCCUUCAGGAGGUACUGUUACGAAUUGGGAAUUAUGAAUAGAUAUUCUACCCCAACCUACCCCCAGGGGAAUGGACAAGCCGAGGCUGUUAACAAGGUCAUAGUGAACGGACUUAAGAAGAGGUUAGAUGACGCGAAGGGAAGAUAG